Molecule: messenger RNA, 2325 nt
Organism: Cutaneotrichosporon cavernicola
Lineage: Eukaryota; Fungi; Basidiomycota; Tremellomycetes; Trichosporonales; Trichosporonaceae
Exons: 2
Coding region: 1-2325 (774 amino acids)
Biological process (GO): positive regulation of catalytic activity
Cellular component (GO): cell periphery; fungal-type vacuole
Source: RefSeq, a predicted model, not a curated record
AUGAGUGGCAGCACAUCCACGACCCGCAAGGUCCGCACUGUGCCCCCAUCGGCAUUGCUCGAUCCACCAACACCGACGGCCGAGAGCUACCCGACAUUCGAUACUGCGCGCAUUGAGCACCCCAAGCGUCGCAGACGUCGCUUCCGAAGCUACUGGAGCUCGAGCGACGAUCCUGACUCUGACGACGAGUCGUCGAGUGACGACGACGAACCUGCAUGGUGGACGUUUACACAGAAUGGGGUGGCAAAGCUCAGAUCGCGGUGGAAUGAGCGCCCAACACCGCCACCGGCCACGGGGUCGAUCUCGGAGACACACGACGACAGUGCCCACAGUGCCGCCUCCGGCGCUGAGUCUGGGCGCGACUCCGGGCGCGCUACCACGAAGAUCCGCCGCCGCCUGCCGUUUUCCUCGACCCCAUCGCGCCAGAACUCAGGCGGAUCAUCAACCCCGACACGGGCCCGCGAGGCCGCGUCCCGCAUUUUCCACCCGCGCCCACUGCGACAACCGUGGACUCUGGGCUCGACUGACGUUGUUGAGGCACCACCACAAGCGGAGGACCUCGGACCGCACGCUGAGGAUCUCGGACCCCGGUCGACAUCGCCUCCCAUCACCGAAGACCAGCCGAACGAGAAUGUGAAACUCGACUCGCUUCAGCUCAACUACGACGCAGGUAAUCCCAAUGCGAGUAACGAGACCGACACCCUGCCGGCGUCGAGGACGAGGAGACCAAAGCCGAAGCGCUUCCUGUCGAUGCCUCAGCGCCGGAGUCAGGAUGACACCGCACUCACCGACUCGGAGGCCAUUGGCACUACAUCACCGCGCGUGCGUGCGAAGCAGCGUCUGUGGCCGGGGCUUCACGGGUCGCUGCCAGAAGAGGACGGGGACGAGGUGGCAGCCGAGUCAGACACGGCGGCUGAAACUGCCGUGCGCCCUCGCCAUCGUCGCCUCAACACGCAAAACCUGCGGCUACGUAUCCCCGCGAACGUCUCGGAGCGUUUCGCAAGCGGGUGGCCGCACGCCGGUUCGUGGCAGCAGGCGCUGCAUUACGGGUUGAUGGACGAGGACGAGAAGCCGCGUCGCCAUUCGAUGGAGCCACCCAAUGUGCGCCGGCACUCGGACCACGGAGACGAGUUAGUCGAGGAGCCGGACACCAUCUCCCUCAGGAACGGGAGUGCCCAAGGCCAAGGGAGCGCGCAUGGACACGGGAGUGUGCAUGGUCACGGCGGGAGUGCCCACGGACGCGUCGUGAGCGCCCACCAUGUACACGGCAACGGAAGUGUACAUGGCCAUAGCAGUGCGUCUGGCCACGGCUACAGAACGACCAUGAACGACACGGACACGUCGACCGGCAGGCCGAGGACGAAACUGCACCUGGACCUGAGCAAGCUUGACGCGCCGCCCCCCGCCAAGCGCAAGUCGCGCAACCGGCGUACACGGCGCUAUCGGCCCGCGUUGAUGCCUCCCACACCUAGUGCACAUGCUCCCACGUUCAACCAUGACCGAACCGUCCUCGAAGGCUGGGGAGAGAAUGCCCGUCCAACCCCAGACCCCGACACGAACCCGUUUGAUCGCGUCAACCCCUUCGACCGUAUCGAUGAGGAUUGUCCGUACUCUGACGACACGCGGUCGGAGAAGGUGGGGAAGUUCGGGCGCCGGCGCAGCGUACGCCCCCUCGACCGGCUCGAUUGGCGUAAACGCAUGCGGCGCAUGCUAUUCCUCGACGCCCGAGUGACAAUAUACAUCCGACUCUUCAACCUCGCCAUCGCAGUAACCCUCCUAGCACUGAGCAUCACGAUUCGGCAGAAAAUAGAUCAGCUCGGUUUGAGCGGUAUUAUCGGCCCGUCAACGACGCUAAUUAUCGCCUACUCGAGCCUGACGAUCGUACACGUCUUAACGGCCAUAUAUCGAGAGUACUUUGGUCGCCCAAUAGGUCUAUGGGGCCUGCGCUCGAAAAUGCUGUGGGUCUGUCUCGACCUCCUCUUCAUCGCGUUAUGGAGCUCGGGGUCAACACUGGCGAUUAACGACUACAUCAACACUCCGCUCGACUGUACGCCCCUCACGCCGUGGUGGUCCCACGGUAUCGAGUACACGAAUACGCCGAACGCGCUGUUCCCAGGCUUUGCGGUUUUCGAAACUACCAUCCCCGUGCCCGAAAAUCUCAAGUUUGGAGGUCUCGCGCGAUCGGUGUGUAGACGCCAGGCGGGUUGCUUUGCCGUCUCGGUCGUAGUUCUCCUCCUCUAUUGCGGGAACAUGGUGCUCGCCCUCUUCCGUAUUUUCGAGACGGUUCGCCGCACAACCGACACCAACCGUACCGUUUCCGUCUGA